GCCUUGGCGCGCGCGGCGCAGUAGCGCAAGCAGGAAGAUGGCGGGAGUGAGCGGCUCAGGGCCCGGUUCGUCAGCGGGCUCGGCUUCGGCGUCCGGUCCGGUGCAGCAAGGACUAAAAGAAGCGCUGAUAGAAACGCUCACCGCUAUUUUGUCUCCCGUGCAGGAGGUGCGGGCGGCGGCUGAAGAGCAGAUCAAAGUUCUGGAGGUGACAGAGGAGUUUGGUGUCCACCUGGCUGAGCUCACUGUGGAUCCCCAGGGUGCCCUUGCAAUUCGACAGUUGGCUUCGGUGAUUCUGAAACAGUAUGUUGAGACUCACUGGUGCUCUCAGUCUGAUAAAUUCAGACCCCCGGAGACAACAGACAGGGCAAAAAGUGCUAUACGGGAACUUCUUCCAAAUGGUUUAAGGGAAUCCAUCAGCAAAGUACGCUCGAGUGUGGCUUAUGCCAUCUCAGCCAUUGCUCACUGGGAUUGGCCAGAAGCCUGGCCACAGCUCUUUAGCCUGCUCAUGGAGAUGCUGGUCAGCGGAGAUGUAAAUGCUGUACAUGGCGGUAUGCGAGUGCUAACUGAAUUUACACGUGAAGUAACGGACACUCAGAUGCCCCUUGUGGCUCCAGUGAUUCUACCUGAGAUGUACAAGAUUUUUACCAUGGCUGAGGUGUAUGGCAUUCGGACAAGAUCCCGUGCUGUAGAGAUAUUCACCACCUGCGCCAACCUCAUAUGUGCCAUCGAUGAAGUGGAGAAGGGGGCUGCCAAGGCUCUCAUAUUUCCUGUGGUCCAACAGUUCACAGCUGCUUUUGUCCAAGCGUUACAGAUGCCUGAUGGCCUCUCCUCUGAUAGUGGGUUGAAAAUGGAAGUCCUUAAGGCAGUGACAGCACUUGUAAAGAACUUCCCAAAGCAUAUGGUGUCAUCAAUGCAACAGAUCUUGCCAAUUGUGUGGAACACACUGACAGAAAGUGCUGCAUUCUAUGUAAGGACAGAGGUGAACUACACCGAGGAAGUAGAUGAUCCUGUUGACUCUGACGGUGAGGUUCUGGGUUUUGAAAACCUUGUGUUCAGCAUCUUUGAGUUUGUGCACACCUUGUUAGAGAACAACAAGUUUAAAAGUACUGUGAAGAAAGCCCUUCCUGAGCUCAUUUAUUACAUCAUUCUAUACAUGCAGAUCACAGAAGACCAGAUAAAAGUAUGGACAGCUAAUCCACAGCAGUUUGUUGAGGAUGAGGACGAUGACACCUUUUCCUAUUCGGUUCGGAUUUCUGCUCAAGAUUUACUUCUGGCAGUUGCCACCGAGUUUCAGAAUGAGAGUGCUGCUGCCUUGGCUGCUGCUGCCACUCGGCACUUACAGGAGGCAGAGCAAGCAAAGAAUGGAGGCAAUGAACACUGGUGGAAAGUACAUGAAGCCUGUAUGUUGGCUCUUGGCUCUGUGAAGAGUAUCAUAACUGACAAUGUUAAGAAUGGCCAUAUCCAGUUUGACAUGCAUGGUUUCCUCACAAAUGUCAUUCUUUCGGACCUCAACCUUUCAGUUUCCCCUUUUCUCCUGGGUCGUGCCCUAUGGGCAGCGAGCCGCUUCACUGCUGCUAUGUCCCCUGAGCUCAUCCAGCAAUUCCUGCAAGCGACAGUUAGUGGUCUCCAUGAAAACCAGCCUCCUUCUGUCAGGAUCUCUGCUGUCCGUGCUAUCUGGGGGUACUGUGAUCAGUUGAAGAUCUCAGAAAGCACACAUAUUUUACAACCUUUUCUACCCAGCGUUCUUGAAGGGCUCAUACAGUUGGCAGCUCAGUUCAGUUCUGAGGUGCUGACGCUGGUCAUGGAGACCCUGUGUAUCGUAUGCACAGUCAGUCCAGAUUUCACAUCUAGUGUGGAAAACAAGAUCUGUCCGCUUACAAUCGCUAUCUUCCUCAAGUAUAGUAAUGAUCCAGUAGUUGCCUCUCUAGCCCAAGAUAUUUUCAAGGAACUGGCCCAGAUUGAAGCUUGCCAGGGGCCCAUGCAGAUGAGGCUUAUUCCAACUUUGGUCAGCAUCAUGCAGGCUCCAGCUGACAAAAUUCCUUCUGGCCUAUGUGCGACAGCUAUUGAUAUUUUGACAACAGUGGUGAGGAACACACAGCCUCCACUUUCUGAGCUGCUGAUCUGCCAGGCUUUCCCUGUUGUUGCACAGUGUACUCUCAAUACAGACGACAAUGCCAUUAUGCAGAAUGGUGGAGAGUGCCUCCGAGCCUACGUGUCUGUAGCACUGGAGCAGAUUGCCCAAUGGCAUGAUGAACAGGGCCACAGUGGUCUGUGGUAUGUUAUGCAGGUUGUCAGUCAACUCCUGGAUCCACGUACCUCUGAGUUUACAGCUGCUUUUGUUGGUCGUCUAGUGUCAACACUUAUUGCCAAAGCUGGUGCACAACUGGGGGACAACCUCGAUCAGAUCCUUAGAGCCAUUUUAAGUAAGAUGCAGCAAGCAGAGACCCUCAGUGUCAUGCAGUCUCUCAUCAUGGUGUUUGCUCACCUCAUACAUUCUCAACUUGAACCUCUGUUGGAAUUCUUGUGCAGCCUUCCUGGCCCCACUGGGAAACCAGCUUUAGAGUUUGUUAUGGCUGAAUGGAUGAACCGGCAGCACCUUUUCUAUGGACAAUAUGAGGGUAAAGUCAGCACUGUGGCACUUUGUAAACUCCUUCAAUAUGGUAUUAACACAAAUGACAAACGCCUUCAGGACAUAAUGGUAAAGGGUGAGGAAAUCUGUGAUCCCAAUGAAGGCAUUCGCACCCGGUCAAAAGCAGCAAAAAAUCCUGAGCGCUGGACCACCAUACCACUUUUGGUGAAGGUCUUCAAACUCAUCAUCAAUGAAUUAUCCACAGUGAUUGAGGCUAAUACAUCAAGAUCAGCAACUGCGGAUUGGAAUCAAGAUGGAGAUUCCAAUGACAUGUGGGAAGAUGAAGAUGAUGACGAUGAAGAUGAAGGGCUUGCUGGGCAGCUGCUUUCAGAUCUAAUUUCAUCCAAUAAAUAUGACGAUGACUAUUACGAGGAUGAUGAAGAUGAUGACCCUGAUGCUAUGAAGGAUCCAAUUUAUCAAAUUGAUCUGCAGGCCUACCUUACGGAUUUCCUGCGACAAUUUGCUCAGCAACCAUGCUACAGUAUGUUCUCGGGACAUCUGAAUGAGGCAGAGAGGAGGAUUCUUCAGUCAAUUGCCAUCUAAAGAAAGUGGCUUUUUAUUCUUGUCCAUCUAGUGAUUCCCACCCCCAAACCCUGUCUGCAUUCCUUCAUCAUCCUUAGUGGGACACCCAGCCUCGCACACUUAUUGGCUUCGUCCAGGGAUGUGGGGAGUGGGUUGACUAAAGCUCCAUUGCUCCGCGAUAAACACUAAUGCUUACAAGGCACUUAGCUUAUUGCUCUUUAUUUUUUGAAGCUCUGGCACCCACAAUGAUGAUGACGUGUUUUUUUUUUGCAGGCUGGUGAAGAAGCAGCACACUUUGUGAGGGUCAGAGUUUUACGGACUGGGUUUGAGAAAGGAAAAGAUAGUUGUGUGCAAGUGGAACAGAAUUGAAUUUGGAUGGGAAUUGUCAGUCAAGAUGGUACAAAAGGGGGCAUAUCUUAGCCAAAAAAAGUGCCUACGAGCACUUUAAUGGACUAGUUAAGAGCUGGACGUGCAGAUUAACCUCACCGUGGCUUUUUGUCUUUUAAAGCGGAUAUUAAAGCCGCAUGUUAAAAAUCCGAGUGCAGGCUUGCAGACCAUUUUUGAGGGUUUUGAGACUGAUGUGCACUUCUGUAGAAGCAAAGAUGGGGGAUCCCCUCAACCAUGAUUCAGGCUAAUGGACUAAUUGGACAAAUCCCCUUCACCUUGGUUAGACCUUCUAGCAUUAAGAAUUGAAGGCCGAGUGGAGGGUGGGUCAUGUUAAUGACUGCUCCACAUAACAUUUUGAUUUGAUUUAUUAAUUGUUAGUCAGCCGUGUCUCAUGACACCUGUUUCUUGCCUUUCUUUUUUUUUUCUUUUAUAAAUCUUAUUUUGUGACAGAAAAUAAAGAUAAUUAAAAAUGUU
Messenger RNA from Polypterus senegalus (gray bichir), 4012 nucleotides. It is a transcript of the gene ipo9, whose product is annotated as importin 9. Gene Ontology annotation, molecular function: small GTPase binding. Gene Ontology annotation, biological process: protein import into nucleus. The record is from RefSeq and is a predicted model, not a curated record. The transcript is spliced from 24 exons. Bases 38 to 3172 code for a protein of 1044 amino acids. NCBI's taxonomy places the organism in Eukaryota, Metazoa, Chordata, Cladistia, Polypteriformes, Polypteridae. Gene Ontology annotation, cellular component: cytosol; nuclear envelope.